Messenger RNA from Peromyscus leucopus (white-footed mouse), 5218 nucleotides. It is a transcript of the gene Cobll1, whose product is annotated as cordon-bleu WH2 repeat protein like 1. The transcript has 16 exons. Bases 79 to 4077 code for a protein of 1332 amino acids. The record is from RefSeq and is a predicted model, not a curated record. Gene Ontology annotation, molecular function: actin monomer binding. Lineage: Eukaryota; Metazoa; Chordata; Mammalia; Rodentia; Cricetidae.
GCUCGCUCUGAUGCCGACCUAGUCACCCUCACUUCUGCUGGACGAGGCAGCCGAGAGCUCAGGGCUCCGGGCAGGGCCAUGGGGCAGGCAGUGACGCGCCGCCUCCGAGCCCGAGCCCGCGCAGCGAGCAGCAGCGCGAUGGACCGCAGCGCUCCGGAUCCCGGACCCCGCAGCGCGCCCCGCACCCCCGCCCCGCAGCCCGCGGGCUCCGCAGGGAGGAAAUCAAAAGCGAAGGCACCACUUCCUCCUGCCGAGACAAAGGGCAUGGGUGUCCCUUCUGCGGGGGAGCCUAUAGAAUCGGCUGCUGUCAUCAUGGAGCAAGAUGAAAAUAUGAUCGAUAAAGACAUUGAACUCACAGUGGUCCUGCCUGGAGAUAUUCUCAAAUCUACUACUGUUCAUGGCAGUAAGCCAAUGAUGGACUUGCUCGUGUACCUCUGCGCACAGUAUCACUUAAACCCAUCAAGUCACACAAUUGAUUUACUGUCUGCUGAAGAGAAUCUCAUCAAAUUUAAGCCAAACACACCAAUAGGAAUGCUGGAGGUAGAAAAGGUCAUUUUAAAGCCAAAAUCUCUGGACAAGAAAAAGCCUGCACCUAUAAUCCCAGAGAAAACUGUGAGAGUAGUGAUCAACUUUAAGAAAACGCAGAAGACCAUAGUGAGAGUUAGUCCCCAUGCACCGCUUCAAGAUCUUGUUCCCAUUAUAUGCAGUAAAUGUGAGUUUGAUCCACUGCAUACAGUGCUGUUGAAGGAUUAUCAGGCGCAGGAGCCCCUGGACUUGACAAAAUCUCUUAAUGACUUGGGACUGAGAGAGUUAUACGCAAUGGAUAUCAGCAGAGCCCCCUCUGUUACUGUUACUGCCUUCCAUAAGUCAUCUUUCCAAGAGUCCUGCCAAAUAUCGCAAACCCCAGACAUCGUGAAGGAGAAAGAAAACAGAGGGAUUUUCAGCUUUUUCCAACGCAGUAAGAAAAAGCGGGAGCAAACUGCCAGCGCGCCUGCAACCCCACUAGUGAGCAAGCACCGCCCAUCUUUUACGAGGUCCAACACCAUUUCCAAACCCUAUGUUUCCAACACACUGCCCUCGGACGCACCCAAGAAGAGGCGUGCCCCGCUGCCCCCCAUGCCCCCAUCCCAGGGCUCUGCGCAAGGCCAGGAGAGGCGAGCUUCGUGCGUGGUGAGAUCCACCAGUGUGGACGACACUGAUAAGAGUUCCACUGACGGGGUCAUGGUGAGGACAGGGUCACUGCAGCUCAGUAGCUCGGCAGUAGGAACUUUGUCCCUGAAAAGAACGAAGCGAAAAGCACCCGCGCCACCUUCGAAAACACCCCUGCAGCAGAAUGAUGAGAACAGCCCUGCAUCUGAUAAUGCCCUGCCUUCAGAAGAUGGAAUUUCUCCAGACAGCGCUUUGGAAGCAAACUCUCCUGAGGGCCUGUCCAGCCCAGCCGGCUCCCCUGGCCCCGGGUUCCUAAGCCAGGAGCGGCGCGCUGUGCCCAUGCCGGAGGAUGAACUCUCGCUCUCUGAGGGCCCUGGGACUCCAGAGGCGGCUGUAGCAGCGUCCUUGACAUCUGGUGUAAGCUCUGAUUACAGUCUUGAAGAGAUAGACGAAAAGGAAGAACUGGGUGAGUCAUCUAAAGAUCAGGCAGAAGGCAGGCCUGUGAAGUCACCUGACGUCCCUUCGGUAUUGAUGGAGAAUGAUCCUGACUCAGCCCUCGGCCUCAGUGAUGGAGAGGCCUCUCCAAGCUCCAAGGGAAAAAGCCAAGCAGGCAGAAACACAGAGGGACGAGGGCCACAUCAUCCUGUUGUAUGUGAUAUAAGCAGUGAAGACACAGUAUCCAACAGUCUAAGGGACUUGGAGACAUCGAGCUCAAACCAAGGGAGCGUUGAAAAUGAAAUUGCCGUCUGUGCCACAAACACAGAUUAUGUGAAAGACAGACUAGGGAAAACAGAAACCGCCAUAGAAACCCCAGAGAAAGCCGUGGACCUACAAGCUGAUGGAUUGUCAGGCUUUGCUGCAUGUAGAACGGAUCAUGAUAAAAGUUCUAGGGAAAACCAUCUAACAGCACCAUCAGGACUGGAUCAAAAACUGAAUCAGCCAAGUGUAGAAAAGACAAAAAUGCAAGACGCAGCAAUUCAGGCCACUCCUGCCUGCCGCAAUAUUGAUGGGCAUCACGAAGACCGUAAUUCAUCUGACCUCAGGGUUGAUGAGAGUGUGCAGACUUCAAACAGCAGCAGAUCAACUCAGCACUCCUCCUCAAGUCUCCAAGAUUCUGUAAAUGCCUCAAAAGCAUUCAGGAGUCAGGGCACCCCAACACACGUGCAAGAUAGACUCCCCAUGAAAGAUGCGGCUUGUGCAUAUGGGAACGAUGACCCUUUGUCUCCUGUAGACGGAAGUGAUAAGAAUCCAGCUGCUCCUUACCUAAAGAAUUUUCCACUUUAUAAACAGGACUACAAUCCCAAGCCAAAACCUUCAAAUGAAAUUACAAGAGAGUAUAUACCUAAAAUCGGAAUGACUACUUACAAAAUAGUGCCUCCCAAGUCCCUGGAAAUAGUAAAGGACUGGGGGUCAGAAACAGCGGGGAAUAAAGAUGAACAAAAGGCGCAUGCUGUGGGGCAGAAGCACAUGCUUGAGAAUAUGACAGAAACAGCCAUGCAAACAGAAGCCCUUGUUACUUCCAAAGGCUCACAGGAGCCACAGCCUGACCUUAAACCAAAGCCCAGUUUAGGAACAGAACGUCAUUUGCACAGGACUGUGAGCUCCCCCGUUGGUGGGGAGGUGAACCCUCCAAAACCUCCCAGGAUGACUAUGGACACUGGCAGUAUUCCUUUUGCACCAAAUUUGGAAGAUAUAAACAAUAUUUUGGAGUCAAAAUUCAGAUCUCGAGCUUCAAAUCCCCAGGCCAAACCAAGUUCAUUUUUUCUGCAGAUGCAGAAGAGAGCAUCAGGCCACUAUGUGACUUCUGCAGCUGCUAAGAGUGUCCACACUGCCCCCGGGCCUGCCCCCAAGGAACCGACAAUCAAAGAGGUGCAGAGGGACCCAAGGCUCCCUCCAGAGCAGAUUCUUUCUCCCUUAAGCGAAAGGACUCAUUCUGCUCCGCUGCCCAAUAUUUCAAAAACUGAUGAUGAUGUAAUCACCCGGAAGCCUGCUGAGACCUCUCCUCCCCCUGUAGCUCCCAAGCCUGUGGCUCUUCCUGCUGAGACCUCUCCUCCUCCUCUAGCUCCCAAGCCUGUGGCUCUUCCUGCUGAGACCUCUCCUCCUCCUGUAGCUCCCAAGCCUGUGGCUCUUCCUGCUGAGACCUCUCCUCCUCCUGCAGCUCCCAAGCCUGUGGCUCUUCCUGCUGAGACCUCUCCUCCUCCUGCAGCUCCCAAGCCUGUGGCUCUUCCUGCUGAGACCUCUCCUCCUCCUGCAGCUCCCAAGCCUGUGGCUCUUCCUGCUGAGACCUCUCCUCCCCCUGUAGCUCCCAAGCCUGUGGCUCUUCCUGCUGAGACCUCUCCUCCUCCUCUAGCUCCCAAGCCUGUGGCUCUUCCUGCUGAGACCUCUCCUCCUCCUGUUGCUCCCAAGCCUGUGGCUCUUCCUGGUAGUCAGGGAGCAUCACUAAACCUGAAGACCUUGAAAACAUUUGGGGCCCCACGACCAUACUCCAUUUCUGGCCCCUCACCCUUUGCCCUUGCUGUGGUGAAAAGGUCACAGUCAUUCAGUAAAGCACGUCCAGAAUCAUCCAGUGAGGGCCUCUCUGCCCAGCCUGCAGCUGACACAGAGGAUGGAUUAUACGCAAUAAAUAAAUCUGCAGUGGUUCCCCAACAUGAUGAUGUUGAUAAGCAAAAUAAACCUUUACAGAAUGAACAGAGUUCUCAGAUGCUGAGUCCAGCUGAUGGCCCACCAUUCACCCUUAUGAGACAGAGUUCUUUAACAUUGCAAAGCUCUGACCCAGAGCAUGUCCGGCAGAGUUUGCUGACCGCAAUCCGUUCCGGAGAGGCUGCUUCCAAGUUGAAGAGAGUUACUGUUCCAUCAAAUACAAUCUCUGUGAAUGGGAAGUCAGGACUCAGCUAUGCCAUGUCCUCUGAUGCCCAGGACAGUCACUAACAUCACCCUGCCGUGACACACUUCACUGACCAGCUUCCUGCCUGCAAGGAAUAUUGGCAACUAUAUAUUCAGAUGUACAUUAAUAUAUAACUCUGUUCAAGAAUAAGCAUUUGUGUUAGUGGAUCUAAUGCCAAAAGAAAAAUGACUAGAAUUUAUAAUUUAUAAUAGUGUUUGGUCUUUUUGUCAUAACUAAAUAUUGCUGCUUUAGAAACUUUAAACAAGGUAUAAAUGCCUUGUUUUUUUUUCCCACAGUGAAUAAUCACAGUUUAUUGAUUUUUUUCUUUUAUUUAUGGACAUACUGUGUACCAUAAAACAAAGGUAUAAAUUGAGAUUUAUGAAUAUAUUGUAUGACAGAGAAGCAGACAAGCACAUACUAACAUUUACUGCCUCAGCAUUAGGCUGUAAUUAGAAACAUAAAUUAUAAUAAAGUCUUUUUGCUGAAAGAUACGGAAAACUAGUAAAUCAAAUAAAUAAUGUUCAUUUAUUUUUAUUGAAGAAUCACUUAUUGUGAGACUUAUUUUGUGCAUUCUUUUAAUUACAAAUGAGUGCCAGAUCAAUAGGAAAUAAUAAUAGUAUUUUUUAAAAAUAUAACACUUUAACCUUUGGUAGUUAAAUUGCACAAGGAGACUUUAAGAUGUUUUCUGUAUAUAAUUAUGUUGUUACACAGAUAUUACAUAUUUUCUAAUGCCAGAAGUCUUAAAAUAUUCCUGUGAAAAUGUUGAUAUAUUAUGACAGUUAUUUCACAUUUGGUAUGUAGGGAGAAUAGGGGCUGGUUUGUGUCCGUAUUCAAAAAUUUAAAGACUAGUUCGAAGUUUCCAAAAUCCUGAUUUAAUUAAAAUAAAAUGCUAAAUUAGUCAUUUAUGUAGCUCAGACUCUAAUUGUCUAAAUAAUAAUAUAUAUUUUCCUGAAAGCCAAACUGGUUCAGGGAAACAGUGAUUGAUGUGUUAGCUUACAGUGAUCCUAGGGUCUAGAACACGUUGGUGUUGCUGGAUUUCUUUAUGAAUUUAAUUGCUCAUUUAUUCCAGACACUGUUGAAACAGCCUGACGCUGUUUUGACUCUUACUAAAGCUACUGGAAUAUCUGCCAUUUUGACAAACAUGAAUUCUUUUUCCAUUUAAUAAAAGCAAGUUAUAUAUUUGAA